Molecule: messenger RNA, 1542 nt
Organism: Tupaia belangeri chinensis (Chinese tree shrew)
Lineage: Eukaryota; Metazoa; Chordata; Mammalia; Scandentia; Tupaiidae
Gene: SVOPL
Product: SVOP like
Biological process (GO): transmembrane transport
Cellular component (GO): membrane
Molecular function (GO): transmembrane transporter activity
Source: RefSeq, a predicted model, not a curated record
AUGGCAACCAAGCACGCUGAACCUGUCACCAUUCUUAGCCUCCGGAAAUUGAGCCUGGGAUCCCCAGAGCCUCAGCCAAAAGAGCAAAAGACGUUCACCGUGGAAGAUGCCGUGGAGACCAUCGGAUUUGGACGGUUCCACAUUGCCCUGUUUCUGAUCAUGGGGAGCACGGGGGUUGUCGAGGCGAUGGAGAUCAUGUUAAUAGCUGUUGUGUCUCCUGUCAUCCGCUGUGAGUGGCAGCUGGAGAACUGGCAGGUGGCACUGGUGACCACGAUGGUGUUUUUUGGUUACAUGGUAUUCAGCAUCAUCUUUGGCCUCCUGGCAGACCGAUACGGGCGCAGGAAGAUUUUGUUCAUCUCGUUCCUGUGGGGAGCCUACUUCUCCUUGCUGACCUCUUUCUCUCCCUCGUACAUCUGGUUUGUCUUCCUGCGGACGAUGGUGGGCUGCGGCGUGUCCGGCCAUUCGCAAGGGCUAAUCAUAAAGACUGAAUUUUUACCCACAAAAUAUCGAGGCUAUAUGUUACCCUUGUCUCAGGUUUUCUGGCUUGCUGGCUCCCUGCUCAUCAUCGGCAUGGCCUCUGUGGUCAUCCCCACCAUCGGGUGGCGCUGGCUCAUCCGUAUUGCCUCCAUUCCUGGCAUCAUCCUCAUCAUGGCCUUCAAGUUCAUUCCUGAAUCUGCCCGCUUCAACGUCUCCACCGGAAACACGCAGGCUGCCCUGGCCACGCUUUUUUGGAGCCGCUCGGUCAUGCCCGAGGGGAAGCUGGUGGAGCCCAUCCUGGAGAAGAGGGGAAGAUUUGCGGACCUGUUGGAUGCUAAGUAUUUGCGGACCACAUUACAGAUCUGGCUCAUCUGGCUGGGAAUCUCUUUUGCCUACUAUGGAGUUAUCCUGGCCAGUGCUGAGCUGCUGGAGCGGGACUUGGUCUGUGGUUCGAAGUCUGAGUCUGAGGUGGUGGUAACUGUGGGGGGCUCAGAGGAGAGCCAGAGCCCCUGCCACUGUCACAUGUUUGCUCCCUCCGACUACAAGACUAUGAUCAUUAGCACCCUUGGCGAAAUUGCUCUGAACCCUGUGAACAUCCUGGGCAUCAACCUCCUGGGAAGACGGCUGAGUCUUUCCAUCACCAUGGGAUGCACAGCCCUAUUCUUCCUGCUCCUCAAUAUUUGCACAUCGAGUGCCGGCCUGAUUGGCUUCCUCUUCAUGCUGAGGGCUCUGGUGGCAGCCAACUUUAACACCAUCUACAUUUACACCGCUGAGGUCUACCCUACCACGAUGCGCGCCUUGGGGAUGGGAACCAGCGGCUCCCUGUGUCGCAUUGGUGCGAUGGUGGCACCAUUUAUAUCCCAGGUUCUUAUGAGCGCGUCGUUCCUGGGGGCCCUGUGUCUCUUCUCAUCGGUCUGUGUCGUAUGCGCCAUUUCUGCAUUUACUCUCCCCAUCGAGACCAAAGGACGGGCCCUGCAGGUUAGUGACGCAGGAAAUUCAUCUUUUCAGCCCCCACUUUUGACCAUUCAAAUAACGUGGUACACGGGCAUUCUUCCUUCAAGCUGA